AUGGAGGAUUUGGCACCUGGGUUCCGUUUUUACCCUACGGAAGAAGAGCUCAUCUCCUUUUAUCUGCAUAUCAAGCUAGAAGGGAAGAGAGAUGACCUGAACAAGGCUAUUGAUCGUAUUAUACCUGUUCUUGAUAUUUAUGACUUCAAUCCAUGGGACCUCCCACAAUUAUGUGGAGACUUGUGCCACAGAGACCCUGAACAGUGGUUCUUCUUCGUUCCAAGACAAGAAAGCGAAGCUCAUGGAGGGAAGCAAAAUCGACUCACUACCACUGGAUACUGGAAGUCUACUGGUUCUCUUGGUUUUGUUUACUCUUCCAACAAUCGGUGUGUUGGCGUUAAAAGGACGAUGGUUUUCUAUAAGGGAAGAGUUCCAAAUGGACAAAAUACUGAGUGGAAAAUGAAUGAGUAUAAAGCCAUACAAGGAGAUGCAUCCUCUUCAUCAACUGGUCCAAAUCCAAUGGUAAGGAAAGAAUUUAGUUUAUGCCGGGUGUACAAAAAAUCGAAAUGCCGGAGAGCAUUCGAUAGGAGGCCAAUUGGAGUGGAGAUCAGGCAGCCAAGCAUAGGACAAGUUGACGGCGAAGAGGCAAGAACAAAUCAUCAAAAUCCUCAAUUAAUGGUGGACAGACGAAGUUCACUUGAGGGUUCAUACCCACAAGAACUUGGCCUUCCGUCUGAAGUGGCAGCAUUGGUUACCGAUGAUGAACCAUUAUGGGAUUGGGAGCACUUAUAUAAUUGGGAUCAUUAUAAUGGAUAUCAGAUAUAGGAAUGUAGCCUGUAAAGAGAAACUUGAAUUUGAAGUUGUAGAAUCCAAUAAUUCUUCAUGUCUAGUAUAUAUAUAUAUAUACACAU
Molecule: messenger RNA, 851 nt
Organism: Hevea brasiliensis (rubber tree)
Lineage: Eukaryota; Viridiplantae; Streptophyta; Magnoliopsida; Malpighiales; Euphorbiaceae
Product: NAC domain-containing protein 90-like
Exons: 3
Coding region: 1-765 (254 amino acids)
Biological process (GO): regulation of DNA-templated transcription
Molecular function (GO): DNA binding
Source: RefSeq, a predicted model, not a curated record